CCCUCCGUUAUUCCCAUCCCACCAGGAGAAAACAAAGGAAGAACCAAAAAUCACCAGAAAUAAACAUUUCCUGAAAAGAAAAAUAAACUGCACCAUCUCCGGCGGCAACGCAUCCGAUAUCUCAUCCCGACAAACAACAAGAAAUUAAGAGAAACACCACCACCAAAAUAUGAGCAUUCCAAGAACUGGUAGUAACGGCACAACACAAGCUUGCGCUGCGUGUAAAUACCAACGCAGGAAGUGCGCUCCUGACUGCAUUCUCGCCCCUUAUUUUCCUCAUGAUCGCCAAAGACAAUUCCUCAAUGCUCAUAAAUUGUUUGGAGUCAGCAACAUCACCAAGAUCAUCAAGAACCUUACUCCUCCUGAGAAAGACAUUGCCAUGCGUACCAUCGUAUUUCAAUCCGAUGCGCGAGCCAAUGACCCUGUUGGAGGUUGUUACAGGAUCAUCCAAGAGCUUCAGCGUCAGAUAGAGUAUAGCCAGGCUGAGCUUGACCUGGUUUUUCAUCAGCUAGCCAUAUGCCGAGCACAGGCUCAUCAGCAGCGACAGCAGUCUCACUUGCAAAUGCACGAACCUGGUGAUUCAUCGCUAGGUUGUCAAAUGGUGAAUACAGACCCUUUGAACUCGUAUAAUUCAAAUUAUUACUACGUUGAAGAGCCUCAUGAGCAGCAGUUUUCUGUGAACAACAAUCAUCACCACUUGCAAGAAAAUUAUGGUUCUUGGGGCAUACAAGAAUCGACAACCUUGGAUUCUUUGAACGUCAAGCAGAGUUUUAUCAGAGUAUGCGAUAAUGAAGCGAAGCCAGAUCUUGAUUCUUGUGAAAGACAUAAGGUCAGGUUUGAGACUGAAGAAUUAGUUGAAAGGAGGUUUGUUCCAUCGACACAGUUAGUUAUGUCAUCUUAGAAUCAAGAAGUAGUUCAACCAAAAGAAGAUCCUUGGAAAUCAGUAUCAGUCAAGCCAUCUUGAAAAUUCGGAUUGACAUUGGAAUCGAUAAUCCAAAACCAUUCAUUUUCCUUCACUCUAUAACUACAAUUUUUUCUCUCUUCCUCGCUUUCUCUUAUUCCUCUCUCUGUCUCUUCUGUUUAUUUCUUUCCUCUUCCAACGAUCUCUUUUCCAAUUAAAAAUAAAUAAAAACAAGAAUAAUAAACACCAAAAAAAUGCCCCGACAUAUAAAAACCUGCACAACUAGCUUGCGAGCACAACUAUUGGAGGUGCAGCCCUAUAAACUUUUUGCGAGACGCAAUAUCUCAAUGUGCACAACCCUUUUGGUUGGAGGAGUCUUGUGCAUCAUCAAGGCGUCAAUCCUCAUGAAGUAGAUUUCCCGACGUGCAGAUUUACAAACCCGAUCACUCGACCUGAAUAGGAAGUCGUUAAGUGAUUAACCAUUUAAUUAAAUCUAUAAUUUCAGAUGAAGUACUAGAUUUAGAUUUAAAUUUAUUUUUAA
Molecule: messenger RNA, 1442 nt
Organism: Theobroma umbraticum
Lineage: Eukaryota; Viridiplantae; Streptophyta; Magnoliopsida; Malvales; Malvaceae
Gene: LBD22
Product: LOB domain-containing protein 22
Source: RefSeq, a predicted model, not a curated record